GUCACAACCGGGAUCAGAGUACACAACGCCGCCGUUACUUGCAAACAAACAAGCAAGCAAAAUACGACAGCAAUGGCAGAACAAUUUUUCCAAAAAGUCGCCGACGAUGUCGAUGCGGCCGCGGAACAAUUGUGGUCGAUUUUUGGGGCGGGCAGCGCUGAACAAGAGGACAAGGCAGAUGCCACGGGUGGCCCCGGUGCCGACUCGGGGAGUUUUGCCCACCAGUUUGAUUUUUCGGACACGGACAUUGACGGAUUGUCGGACGAGGAGAUUCAGAGGCUUCUGGGAGAGGAAAUGAUGCGGAACAAUCCGCUGCAAGACAUUGCAAACGACGUCACACAAAACAUCGUGGCGGGGCAGGUAAGGAAUACGAAACGAAAGUCGCAGGACGGAGGGAAACGAUCACUGGAAGGCGAGGUGACAAUGAGAGGAAUUAUUCUGCAGCAGAAACACGAACGGAAUCGUAGCCCUCGCUUAAAAUCUGGACUGCAUCUAUCAAAUGAUCGAUGUUGCUGACUAUUGGUGAUUUUCUUUUCUGGCUCGGACGCACGGUACCUUUUUCGUCCAGGCCCAACCGCAAUCCGCAAGAGAACACUUUGACGCCUUUCGAUCGGCAAUCAACUGGUCGGAGAAAUUUGUCAUCGGUUUAGUGUGUUUUCAGAUCGUAAUGUUCCUUCUGUGCCUUUACUUUUCGAAAAAAGAUCGGGGGUUGGCUCCACGGAUUUCCCUCUUGGUCUUCAUUGGCAUCGUGGUGCGUGCGGCGGAAUGGCUGAAUUCAAUCGGCGCAGAUCAUUGGGAAUCCUUUGCCACCCAGGAUUAUUUUGAUAAGAAAGGCAUCUUCGUUGGAAUCAUGCUGUGCGCCCCUCUUCUUCUGGAUUCACUGAUGAUGCUGCUCUUCUUCAUGAAGGAAGCUUCGACGUUGCUCGUCCAGGUCAAACGAAACGAAAUCAAACAAAAGCAGAAAAAGAAGAGCAAGAGCGAUGACGGCAAGAAGGAAAAAGUCGGGGGCAGAACGAAAACAAAAAAGCAGGACUAGUGGAUACUGUACUACGAGUUCUCGUGCAAACUUAGAGCUACCG
Molecule: messenger RNA, 1079 nt
Organism: Pseudo-nitzschia multistriata
Lineage: Eukaryota; Bacillariophyta; Bacillariophyceae; Bacillariales; Bacillariaceae
Source: the annotation of a GenBank genome assembly